GUCAAAUUUGUUUCUGAAUCGAACCACCACGGCCAAAACCCCAAUCUUUACCGGUCAAAAACAUUUUCAGGCAAAAUCUGAAAACAAAAAAACAUAAAUCACCCGCCCAAACAAAUUUCAGAGAAUUUUCGCACCUCCAAAAUUUUUUAGUUGACUCCCAAAAAACUCAAACUCCAAAAAAAUCACAGAGAGCGCCACAAUCAGAAAAAAUGGCGCUUUUGCUCUUCCCUUUUUCUUCCCCUUCUCACCUUCUCUUCUUCCACUCAUCCGAUCUCUCAAUCCUCUCAAAUCUCAAACUCUCUCUUCCCAUCACUCUCUCGCUCUCUCUUCAAUCUCAUCUCAAUCAUGACAGAGCAAGAGAUCUGCGUGAGGGUUACAAGAGCGGCGGCGAAACGAAAAGCUUCGACGGCGAUGGGUAUUGACGGAGAUCGGGUCAACAAGAAGAGAGUUGUUCUCGGUGAGCUUCUAAACGUCUCCAAUGUCAAUCUCUUGGCUAAUCUCAAUCAGAAGAAAGAAACCCAGAAGCCAAAAAGGAAUCUUAAACCUCCUCCGGCGAAACAGAUUAAGUCAGCUCCGGUGGCUAUUAUUGACCUAGAAUCAAAAUCUGACAUUGAUUCUCGAUCUGAUGAUCCUCAAAUGUGUGGACCUUAUGUUGCUGAUAUCUAUGAGUAUCUUCGUCAACUUGAGGUGAAGCCAAAGCAGAGACCUUUACCAGAUUACAUAGAGAAAGUUCAGAAAGAUGUAACACCAAGUAUGAGAGGUGUUUUGGUUGAUUGGUUAGUGGAAGUUGCUGAAGAGUAUAAACUUGGAUCUGAAACACUUUAUCUCACUGUCUCACAUAUUGAUAGAUUCUUGUCUUUAAAGACUGUUAACAAGCAAAAGCUACAGCUUGUUGGAGUUUCUGCUAUGCUUAUUGCUUCGAAGUAUGAAGAGAUAAGUCCUCCUAAAGUGGAUGAUUUUUGUUACAUUACGGAUAAUACGUUUUCGAAACAAGAUGUUGUGAAGAUGGAAGCUGAUAUACUUCUUGCUCUUCAGUUUGAGUUGGGAAGACCAACGAUUAAUACUUUUAUGAGACGGUUUACUAGAGUUGCACAAGACGAUUUCAAAGUUCCACAUUUGCAGCUAGAGCCUCUUUGUUGCUAUUUGUCAGAAUUGAGUAUAUUAGAUUAUAAGACUGUGAAGUUUGUGCCGUCUCUGUUGGCUGCUUCUGCUGUUUUUCUCGCUCGGUUCAUCAUCCGUCCGAAACAACAUCCUUGGAACCAAAUGUUAGAAGAGUACACAAAGUACAAAGCGGCUGAUCUACAAGUGUGUGUUGGAAUCAUACAUGACUUGUAUUUGAGCAGAAGAGGAGGUGCUUUACAAGCUGUUAGAGAGAAAUAUAAGCACCAUAAGUUCCAAUGCGUUGCGACCAUGCCUGUUUCACCAGAGCUGCCGGUUACCUUUUGGGAGGAUGUUACCAUUUGAUCUGAGGUUAUGCUAUCUUAAGCAAAUGUUACGGAGCUGGAUUACCGAAUCUUGUUUCAAAUAGUAUAAUGGACACAGAUCUUCAAGUGAAGCUAGAAGAGUAAGAAAUAUAGAAGUGAAGGCAGGAGCAAAUAAGUCUGCGUUAUGUGAAGAUGUGUGAUGUAUUAUUGAAAUCUCUUCUUUUUUAUUUACAAAAUUUUAGUGUGAAAUUCGGAAUAAUAUAAUUUUAUACAAUUAUGCAAUAUGAUAUAAGUAUUUAUGUGACAUGAUCUUAUUUUGUUUAAGCAUUGAGCCUACUACUGUAUGUUUAUACUUAAUGAAAAUUCCUAG
Messenger RNA from Arabidopsis thaliana (thale cress), 1794 nucleotides. RefSeq names its product cyclin-dependent protein kinase 3;2 (gene CYCA3;2). The record is from RefSeq and is marked reviewed. NCBI's taxonomy places the organism in Eukaryota, Viridiplantae, Streptophyta, Magnoliopsida, Brassicales, Brassicaceae. Gene Ontology annotation, biological process: mitotic cell cycle phase transition. Gene Ontology annotation, molecular function: cyclin-dependent protein serine/threonine kinase regulator activity. Bases 346 to 1464 code for a protein of 372 amino acids. The transcript has 6 exons.